Aspergillus nidulans FGSC A4 is the source of this 972-nucleotide messenger RNA. RefSeq lists its product as uncharacterized. NCBI's taxonomy places the organism in Eukaryota, Fungi, Ascomycota, Eurotiomycetes, Eurotiales, Aspergillaceae. The record is from RefSeq and is a predicted model, not a curated record. The coding region runs from base 1 to 972 and encodes 323 amino acids. The transcript has 2 exons. Gene Ontology annotation, molecular function: oxidoreductase activity; D-xylose reductase (NADPH) activity.
AUGUCUCUUCCUUCCCAUUUCAGCCUCAAUACUGGAGCAAAAAUCCCGGCUGUCGGAUUCGGAACAUGGCAGGCCAAGCCAUUGGAAGUGGAAAACUCCGUGGAGGUCGCGUUGAAGCAGGGUUACCGUCAUAUUGACUGCGCUGCCAUCUAUCGCAACGAGACUGAAGUUGGCAAUGGUAUUCGCAAAUCAGGCGUGCCCCGUGAGGAAAUCUUCCUCACUGGAAAACUAUGGAACACGAAACAUGCGCCAGAAGAUGUCGAGCCUGCACUAGAUAAGACAUUGAAGGAUUUGGGUGUUGAAUACCUUGAUCUUUAUCUUAUGCACUGGCCUUGCGCCUUCAAAGCGAGUGACAAAUGGUUUCCCCUUGACGACAACGGUGUAUUCCAGCUAGCCGAUAUCGACUAUGUCACAACUUACAGAGCCAUGGAGAAACUGCUGAACACCGGCAAAGUUCGCGCCAUUGGUGUUUCAAACUUCAACGUCCGCCGACUCGAAGAUCUCUUAAGCAAGGUCUCCGUCGUCCCUGCCGCCAACCAGAUUGAAGCCCAUCCGUACCUCCAACAACCCGACCUUCUUCGCUACUGUCAAAGCAAAGGUAUUAUAAUCGAAGCAUACUCGCCGCUAGGGAACAACCAGACCGGCGAGCCGCGCACGGUCGACGAUCCCGUCGUUCAUACUGUGGCAGGCCAGCUGAGCAUGGACCCUGGCCCACUACUGGCCAGCUGGGCCGUGCAGCGUGGAACGGUUGUCUUGUCCAAGAGUGUCACGCCGUCCCGGAUUGCGGCAAACCUUCAAGUCAAGCGCUUACCUGACGACGCGUUUGCGACUCUUGCAGCCCUCGAGCGCCAUAAGCGGUUCAACUUUCCGGCUUUCUGGGGCUAUGAUAUCUUUGAUGAGGCUGGGGAAGAGGCCGUGAAGAAGGCUGCAAUGGAUGCUGCUCCUAUAAACAAGACAAAGUUUACCGUUUAG